AUGGCAGCGAUGCAUCGCGACCGCCCUCAUGUGAUUUUUCUCGGUCGUCCGCUGCAAGUUGAGGGCGUCAUAACCCAAGGAGGUGGCUUCAUUGACACUCAUGAAUGGAUUGAACGAUACCAGAUCCAGUACAGUAACACAGACGCCGCUUCUUUGGGAAGCAUCAGAGAUAACAGUGGCAAUAUCCAGGAAUUCACAGGUAAUGUUGAUGAGCAGUCACCGGUGACCAUGAUAUUUGCCACGCCAGUAACGGCUAAGAUCAUCCGGCUCCUACCCACAGAGUACAAUGUGUGGCCUACACUCCGCAUGGAACUUCUUGGUUGCAGAGAUGUGUGCUUUCAGCCACUGGGUGUACAAGAUGAAAGUGUGCCCGACUCAAGUUUUACAGCUUCAAGUUGGCGAAGCGACCUUGAUGAAAAUGACUGUUUCCCCGCUAACGGCCGGCUGAAUGUUGGUCACGGCAAUGAAGGCACAACCUUAGGCGGGUGGUGCCCUGCAACAAACAACACAGAUGACGAACCUUGGCUUGCUGUGGACAUUGGACAGGCAUUGAGAGUAGAGGGCGUCCUCACCCAAGGCGGUAACCAUAGCGAUUCGGCCAUGAUGGAAUGGGUGACCGAAUUCCGGGUAGAUUACAAGGUCACCAGUUCUGACAAUUGGAUGACGAUCAUGAACAGAAAGAGAAACACAAUGGUAUUUCCUGGGAACGAGGAUGUAAACACACCUGUUAGACAUCUGUUUUACGUACCCACCGUGGCUCGUUUUAUCCGGAUUGUGGUCAUAGAGUACGAAGGGUACCCCUCACUACGGUUUGAGGUUUUAGGAUGUAAAGCUCCAUCCAACAUAACAUGUCCAAGUCCCGACUCGUUCACGCUUGCACCAGGAAUGGGCGAAGUUGAAGUGGUUUUUCCUGCUGUCACCAGUACCGAUCCAUACUUCAAUCGUUUCACUGUCACGAUCAGUAACGUCGACCCACUGGUGUCCAGCGGGGGUGUCAUGUGGCGAGUAGGUGAAAACUCCACAUUCCCUCCGCCAAUGAACAGCAAUGAGCAAACAGUUCAUUACAUAGCUACCGAUGAUGCCGGGAACCAAGCAACAUGCGCAUGGACGUUUGAAGUUAUCGAUAACGAACCUCCAGAAUUUGAUAACUGUGAGAAUGUUACCUUAUAUACCGAUCCUGAUAAGAAUUAUACCACUGCGAUCCCAAGUGCAACGGCAAGUGAUAAUGUAGCAGCGACUGUAGAAUGCUCAGAAAUCCCAAAUCAGCUGGAAAUUGGUGUUCACCAAGUGUCUUGCAUCGCCAACGAUUCUGCGUCCAACACCGACAUGUGCGAGUUUGAAAUAUAUGUAGUAGACAUUCAAGACCCUGUCAUCUCCUGCCCAUCUAGGGGAUCAUUCCCAACCGAACCACGCCAACCAAACGCUACGGUGGUUUUUCCUGGAGACUACGUCGCUUCAGACAACUCAGGCGACUUCCAAGUUAUCGUCACGGAAUUAAGUCCCAACUCCAGUGAACCUUAUGGAAUGAUGUGGAGCGUCGGGGACGCUGUGGUAUUAGGCAUUGGUAACCACACCUUCUUCUACCUGGCUACAGAUGCGGCUGGGAAUGAAGACUACUGUGCUUGGGAUGUCGAGGUGUAUGAUAAUCAAGACCCUGUCAUCUCCUGUCCACCUAGUAGAUCAUUCCCAACCGACCCAGGCCAACCCAACGCUACGGUGAUCUUCCCCGAUGACUACGUCGCUUCAGACAACUCGGGAGACUUUCAAGUUAUCGUCACGGAAUUAAGUCCUAACUCCAGUGAGCCUUAUGGAAUGACGUGGAACGUCGGGGACGCUGUGGUAUUAGGCAUUGGUAACCACACAUUCUUCUACCUGGUUACAGAUGCGGCUGGGAAUGAAGACUACUGUGCUUGGGAUGUCGAGGUGUACGAUGACCAACCUCCAGUAUUACAAUGCCCCUCUGAUGUGUUCAAAUCUACCUUAGCUGGUUCAGAUAAGGGCACAGCCAGCUGGUCACCUGUAACUGCGACCGACAACUCCGGCUUAAUGUCGACUAUUGUUGCCUCUCACACGUCAGGACAAAUGUUCACACUCGGUGAACACACUGUGGAGUUUACUGGCACGGACCCUUAUGGCAACGUCGGACGAUGCAACUUCACAGUCACAAUCACAGAAUUUUGUAUUGAACCCCUGGGAAUGGAAGAUUUGGGUAUCCAUGCCUCUAGUAUUUCUGCCUCCAGUGUUUUCAAGUGGUCGAGUAGUGAUGAUAUCAAGCAUCGAUGCAAAGCACAGAACGCGCGAUUGAAUCUUCCGCUCGGCACUAAUCCAAACCGGCAGAACGGAGGAUGGUGUCCCAAUGAAGCAGACAAAAACACCACAUCACAUAUAGAGAUCGAUCUUGGUCGUUCGCUGCAAGUUGAGGGCAUCAUUACCCAAGGAGGUGGCUUCACCGACACGGAUGAAUGGAUCGAACAGUAUCAGCUUCGGUAUCGUUACGCUGAGGGGCAACCUUGGAAUUACAUACUUGAUGAAAAUGGCGAUAUCAAGGAAUUCACGGGAAAUACUGACAAAAGUUCCCCAGUGACCAGGAUCUUUGACGCGCCAAUAACGGCUCAGAUCAUCAGAUUCAUACCCACAGCGUACCAUGUGUGGCCUACACUCCGAAUGGAGCUUCUUGGUUGCAGAGAUGUGUGCUUUCAGCCACUGGGUGUACAAGAUGGGAGUGUGCCCGACUCCAGUUUUUCAGCUUCAAGUUGGCGAAGCGACCUCAAUAACAGUGACUGUCUCCCCGCUAAUGGCCGGCUGAAUUUUGGUCACGGCAAUGACGGCACAACCCUAGGUGGAUGGUGCCCUGCAACGAACAACACAGAUGACGAACCUUGGUUGGCCGUGGACCUUGGACAGGCAUUGCGAGUAGAGGGCGUCCUCACCCAAGGCGGUAACCAUAGCGAUCCGGCCAUGAUGGAAUGGGUAACCAAAUUCCGAGUGGAUUACAAGGUCAACAGUACUGACGAUUGGAUGACAAUUAUGACCAGAAAGGAAAGAACAAUGGAUUUUUUUGGGAACGAGGAUGCAAACACACCAAAUAGACAUCUGUUUUACGUACCAACCGUGCUUCGUUUUAUCCGGAUUGUGGUCAUAGAGUACAAAGGGUACCCUUCAUUACGGUUUGAGGUCUUAGGCUGUAAAGAAAUACCAACAUGA
Messenger RNA from Patiria miniata (bat star), 3204 nucleotides. RefSeq lists its product as uncharacterized. The transcript has 16 exons. Bases 1 to 3204 code for a protein of 1067 amino acids. The record is from RefSeq and is a predicted model, not a curated record. Lineage: Eukaryota; Metazoa; Echinodermata; Asteroidea; Valvatida; Asterinidae.